UCUCACAUCCUGAUAUUUGUGAAUGAGGAAGUAAGUCAGAGUGGACGACCAGGAAAGAAGUUGGACAUGAGAAGACGAAUUUUCGACUUUUAACUGUUAUAUUGUAUAAUUUUGCUACGCACAUUUGAAUAGACAGGCACGGAUGCCUGGGUAUUUGUAGGGCAGUGUAUAACUAGUUGAAAACAGAACUAGGAAAGUAGUUAGACUCGAUCUAGUGAAAGCGAAAGUAAACUGGCGUAAGCGUACACGUUACUGUCGAGAAGUAGAAUAAACGUAGGCAAGGCUACAUAUAAUCAUGGCUGAUGAUGACAUUGCAGAUAGACCGUCUGCGCUGGAAGAAGAUUUGACCUGCCCUAUAUGUAGGUGUGUUUUCACGAACCCAGAACUGUUGUCUUGUUCGCACAGUUUCUGUAAACUAUGUUUGGAACAGGCCUGGAAGGGUAAAACGAGGAAGGAGUGUCCUGUAUGUAGGCACAACUGUACUGAUGAGAAGCCUAUCGUUAACCGCGCUUUGAAGGCUGCCUGCGAGAGCUUCCAGAAAGGAUGUCGUGUGCCUGGGUCCCAGAAGCUGGUGUGUGGAAUGCACAAUCGCAGUUUUGAGCUCUUUUGCAUAAAAGACGAGGCACCUGUGUGCGUGGAGUGUUUAAACCUUCACCCGGGGCACGACCUUCUUCCCCUGGACCAGGGUGUUCCUAUUUGUAAGGAAGAGUUGAACGUAAAAGUUGGCAUCUUGGAGGAUAAAGUGGAAUCUUUCAAAAGGAUGAAAAAGCGAUAUCAGGAUACAAUUGCAUUCAUAGAGAACCAAUCACAGACUGCUGAGAAGACGAUCAGGCAGGAGGUUGUACGCCUGUGUGAGAUCCUGAAGAAGGACGAGGAGGCAAGGGUCCUGGCGCUGAAGAAGGAGGAGGAACAGAAGAAGCUGGCCGUCAAAGAGAAGGUGGACAUCCUGGACCGAGACCUCGCUGCGCUCAAGGAGCUUAUCGAUAACACCAGAAAGGAAAUGGGAGGAGAGGAACUGGACUUGCUCCUGAACUUCAACAAACUGAAGCAUAGUGCAAAAUGGACAGACGAAGGCCCACAAAGGGACCAGGCUGAGCUCAUUCACGUGGCCAAGCACACUGGAGCCGUGGGCUACAAGAUCUGGGAGAAGAUGCUGACCCAAGUAGAGUGCUUGCCCGUGAUCAUGGACCCUAACACCAUCUCGCCCUGGCUGAGCAUCACCCCCGAGUUCAACAGCGUGAAGGAGAACAAGGAGCGGCAGGCCUUCCCGGACAACCCGGAGCGCUUCGACCCGUGCGUCUUCGUGCUGGGCUCGGAGGGCUUCGGCGCCGGGCGCCACCGCUGGGACGUGUUCGUGGGCGACAACCCCAAGUGGAUCCUGGGCGUCUGCCGGGAGUCGGUGGCGCGCAAGCGCAAGUUCACCGUCACCACCAACAGCGGCGUGUGGACCAUCGGGCUGAGCAAGGGCGUCUACAGCGCGCUGACCACACCGCGCACCGCGCUGAAGGUGGAGCGCCGCCCCGAGACCAUCCGGGUCAAGCUCAACAUGGAUAAGGGCCAGGUGUCCUUCUGGGACGCCAGCAACGGCGUCCACCUCCUCACCUACACCGACACGUUCCCCAACCGCGUGUACCCACUGUUCGGGCCCGGCUUGCACAGCACGCCCAUGGCCAUCAAGCCCUCCAAGGUCACCAUUCACCAGCAGUAGCCCAUCGCAUCUGCAGCAGAAGCAGACCAACACACGAUUGUCAAUGAAGAGUAAAAUUGAAUGUGUCUCUGGAUGGCUAAUGAUAAAACUGCUUUAUGCCUUGUUUCAUUUUCUUUAAGAUUUUAUCACUUUUUUUAGUUCAUCUUGUCUUUUUUUUUUGGAGAAGGGUGUUUGUGUUAGGGAAUGGGGUGUUCUUGCUGAAGACAGCACUCCAGUUCCUCUUGGCUGGAUUGUAUGCUCUUCACUGUUGAUAGUCUGUGAAUUCGCCACUGGGGGGGCAGAGUAGCUGCGCUGAUAUGAGCUAAAGCCACAGCAUGGCCAUUUUUUUAACAUUCAUUUAACAUUCAUUUACACCAUUUUUUUCCCUGGUAUGUGCCAGGCUGUCAUUGAAUAUGUGGCAUUGAAGGCUUGCACUGUGUCUCUCAUAACAUGGCAUACAGGCUUGAAAUACAAAUGUCUGUGGAAGCAUGGCAUGCUAUUGCAGGAUUCACUAAGCAUCAACUGAAAUAAAGUGAAUACUGCAUAGAUGUGAAAGAAUAUUAAUCAGAAAAAUGAUUCUUGUUGCAAAUUAUUGCAAUACAUGCCAGUUGAACAUUAUUAUUGUUAUUAUUAUUAUUAUUAUUAUUAUUGUGUUAUAGAUUAUUACAAAUUCCAGACAUUACCUCUUAGAAUGGGUUUGAUGAUGUAUCUGUGUUUUGAAAGCUUGUUGAUAUUAAGGAAUAAUAUAAUAUUGAUCAUAUGCUGUUUUAGCCUUAUAAAGGCAAGGUAAACACAAAUCUAUUUUGACUAUAGUAACCAUGGUGCACAGCCUUAAACAGGAAGCUUUCAUAUUUUUAUCAUGGUUUGUGCUAUUUUGGGGAAAUUCCAAAUAAGAAAUGGAUGACUUUGUGGCUUUUUUAAAUGGGCUAUAUUGAGGUUAAAAUUGAGUAAUGUUGAAUAGAUGUGUGAACUCCUGUAAAUCUUUGAUGGCAGAAAUAUAAUGCUUGCAUUUACAAAGUACGUACUGUAGGUAAGCUCAUAAAUAAUCUUUUGUUAAUUUGUAAGCCUCACAAAUCUAAAUCUUCCUGUAACAGAUCGGGACAAUAGCAGGGUGAAAGUGUGUGGGAUUGAUGAUGUACUAAUAUCAUACACAUGAUGUAGUUGUUUGACAGUGGCAUUUAUCCCAAAUGGCUUCAUGUACACUGAUUUUUGUCAUUGCUUUUAAAGUGGGAGGUCUUAUGUUUUUUGUAUUUGUCUUAUGUUUGUCUUAUGUUUUGAAUUUAUAGUCAAAUGCAAAAUCAUCAACUUUAUGUGCCAUUUAUGAUUCUCACAAAGCUUGAUCAUGUGCCUGAUUUUUUUCCAAGAGAACACAUGAAUGCAUAAGAAUGAGAAUAAUAAAGAAAAGCUUUUUGAUGAA
This is a messenger RNA of Sardina pilchardus (European sardine), 3104 nucleotides long. RefSeq names its product tripartite motif containing 35-28 (gene trim35-28). Gene Ontology annotation, biological process: protein ubiquitination. The record is from RefSeq and is a predicted model, not a curated record. NCBI's taxonomy places the organism in Eukaryota, Metazoa, Chordata, Actinopteri, Clupeiformes, Clupeidae. The transcript has 6 exons. Bases 296 to 1708 code for a protein of 470 amino acids. Gene Ontology annotation, cellular component: cytoplasm. Gene Ontology annotation, molecular function: protein binding; ubiquitin protein ligase activity; zinc ion binding.